AUGGAGGAAGCGGGAACUUCAACCUCGACCUUUAUUCCCAAAAAAAACAUUACCAUUGACGAGGCUUUGGAGAAGUUAAAGCAACGGUGUGAUGAAGAAUGGCAACAAAUAGUAAAUCUGCAACAUAAAGUGAUUGUCCCAAAACAAAAUGAAAGCCCGCUAUAUACGACACAAAGUAAGAAAAUAGCCAUAUUAAAACGAGAAGAGCAAAGACUGCUUUUUGAGAUUGAAAUGGGAAAACGAGAGAUGAAAAAAACCCAAAGUGUACCAUCCCUUGUUGAUGAACUUUUAGUUCGAAAACAAGUACAUCAGAUUAUACAACAAUAUAAGAGAUCAAUUCCCUCGUUACGUCAAGAAUUACAAAACACGAGGGAUAAAACCCAGAGAGAAAAACAAACACUCGAAGAAAGUGAUGCAAUUAAUUCCGCUUUAACUUUGCGUGUUGAAAAAUUAAAAAACCACGAUUCUCAAGAUUUGACAUCAACUCAGAAUGCAGAAAUUAGUCAGAUGCAAGAAAAACUUGCCACUGUAAAGAAGAAUCUGCAAUUUUUAAUGGAGGAAUUAAUUGCAUUUCUUGAUAAACAUUUUCCGUCAAAAUCGCUGUUAUCAGAAGAAUCAUCCAAAAAUGACGAAGAUGAUGAAUCAGAUGAAUCAACUUCAUCUUUAAAAGUUAUAUUAGAAGAUUUAAUGAAUCUAUCAUUCUCGAAACCACAUGAUCCGUGGCUUCUAAUUGAUGAAGCAAAGGUAUGGUCGCCAUAUGUAGAACUUUUGAUACGUGCUGAAAUAGCAGUUCGGAAUCCAAAAGACGCUACAAAGAUCAAAUUGGUUGAUUUUCAUGUGUAG
Ambispora leptoticha is the source of this 843-nucleotide messenger RNA. The record is from the annotation of a GenBank genome assembly. Lineage: Eukaryota; Fungi; Glomeromycota; Glomeromycetes; Archaeosporales; Ambisporaceae.